Molecule: messenger RNA, 416 nt
Organism: Paramecium sonneborni
Lineage: Eukaryota; Ciliophora; Oligohymenophorea; Peniculida; Parameciidae
Source: the annotation of a GenBank genome assembly
AUGCCAGCCUAUAAACGCACCUUGUAAGUGUAAAUCAAAUAAGAUUAGAAAUAAGGAAUGGGUCUAAUAGAUCAUCAAUGGACAGACACGUUCCCAGUGUGGAAAUUUAGAGGUGGUUUAACAACAAUAUAUGUUAAGAGUUAUAUUAUAUGUGCAUUUUUACAGAUCAAGUCUAUACAGAGAGUACUGAGAUCUUACCAAACAAGAAUGAAGGUGAGCAAAUCAAGUAAACCUAUUGGAUUAUAUAUAAACAAUUUUUAGAAAAUCAAUAUGAAAUCCUGCUGUCAGCAAUAUAGCCAUUCUUUAUGGUUGUAAAAGAUAUCAAAUCAUAAAAUUAAUCUGAAUAUCCUCUUGUAGUUAACUCCAUCAUUCGUUUAGGAAGAGUGUACUAAUUAUACACUAUUAAUUUAAAGUGA